CCUGAGGUGACCCAUGGGCGUUAGAUUAGGUCACUUACGAUUGGGCUGGCCACCAGACGAUACUGGACUUUCCAACUAUGAGCAUCUUUUUGAGAAGCUCAUCGUUACGCCAAGUGGCUCCAACCCAUUCACGUCUGUUUGCAUCUACUGCUGGGUCGCCACGCCGGACGUCCCAGUUGAAAGCAAUGCUGCAGUCCAAAGACCUCUCCUUUCUAAUGGAGGCCCACAACGGGCUGAGCGCAAAAAUCGUGGCCGAGGCCGGUUUCAAAGGCGUGUGGGCGAGCGGCCUGAGCAUCUCUGCGCAACUGGGCGUCCGGGACAGCAACGAGGCGUCGUGGACGCAGGUGCUGGACGUGGUCGAGUUCAUGGCCGACGCCACGUCGCUGCCGAUUUUGCUGGACGCCGACACGGGCUACGGCAAUUUCAACAACGCGCGCCGACUGGUGCGCAAGUUGGAGCAACGAGGGGUGGCUGGUUGCUGUAUCGAGGACAAACUUUUCCCCAAAACCAACUCGUUGCUGGACGACCGAGCACAGCCCUUGGCUGAUAUCAGAGAAUUUGCGCUCAAAAUCCAGGCAUGUAAAGAUCAUCAAACUGAUCCUGAUUUUUGCGUGGUGGCAAGAAUGGAAGCCUUUAUCGCCGGUUGGGGUCUGGAACAGGCCCUUCGGAGGGCAGAAUUUUGUGUCACAGCAGGCGCUGACGCCAUUCUAGUGCACAGCAAAAGGAGCGAUCUGGCCGAUAUUGAGGCGUUUAUGAGGCAUUGGAACAAUAAAGCACCAGUGGUUAUUGUCCCUACCAAGUACUACAAAGUGCCGACUGAGAAAUUCAAGCACGUUGGAGUGUCCACUGUGAUUUGGGCCAACCACAACAUGCGAGCGGCGACGAGAGCAAUGCAGGAGACAAGUGCCAAAAUAUUUGAGCAACAGUCACUUAUUAAUGUUGAGAAUGAAGUUGUUCCAGUAAAAGAAGUUUUCCGACUGCAAGGCGACGAAGAGCUCAAAGAGGCUGAAGAGAGAUACUUGCCUAAGGUUGAAAUCAAGGAAGAAAAAUUAGUUUAAUAAAUUUAAAGCUUUUUAU
Molecule: messenger RNA, 1077 nt
Organism: Neocloeon triangulifer
Lineage: Eukaryota; Metazoa; Arthropoda; Insecta; Ephemeroptera; Baetidae
Product: phosphoenolpyruvate phosphomutase-like
Exons: 5
Coding region: 78-1058 (326 amino acids)
Molecular function (GO): phosphoenolpyruvate mutase activity
Source: RefSeq, a predicted model, not a curated record